This is a messenger RNA of Esox lucius (northern pike), 4419 nucleotides long. RefSeq names its product zinc finger protein 574 (gene znf574). Lineage: Eukaryota; Metazoa; Chordata; Actinopteri; Esociformes; Esocidae. The record is from RefSeq and is a predicted model, not a curated record. Gene Ontology annotation, biological process: regulation of transcription by RNA polymerase II. Bases 120 to 3560 code for a protein of 1146 amino acids. The transcript has 10 exons. Gene Ontology annotation, cellular component: nucleus. Gene Ontology annotation, molecular function: RNA polymerase II cis-regulatory region sequence-specific DNA binding; DNA-binding transcription activator activity, RNA polymerase II-specific.
GUAAUCGAAUACGAUUGGUGUAUGAGAGGGCUGACAAGCCAAUCGAAUCAAGCCAUGUUAACAUGUUGCAACAAUAACACAACUUGUUUCCACAAGAGAUAAGACCUUCAGUUGUCGAUAUGGCAGCAGACAGUACCAGUGCCUCUGUGUACAUGUGCUUCCCCUGCUACCAGGAGUUUGACACUCUGGAGGAAGUGCUGGCCCACCAGCUGACCUGCAACACAGACACUGUGGGGGUUGAGGCCCCCACCACUGUAGCCGACCCUGUCCCUGUCCCCCUCCUACAGACUCAGCAGCAGGCAUAUAGCCAGGCCAUUGCUCCAUCGGCUUUCCCUCAGACCAAGCCCACCUCCACCUCUGUUUGGUCCACCACGGCCAGCCAGAGGAAGUCCUCUUCAGACCAGCCUAAGAUCCUGUACCAGUGUGGGGACUGUGAUGCCCUGUUUGACUCCCUGGUCCUCUGGCAGCAGCACCGUAAACAGGGUGAGUGUCUGCUGCCUAAGACCGACGCCGCUCAACAACAGUCGGGACCAGACAAGGAGGUUGGAUCAGAACCAGUCUCAGCGGAAGUGCAAGCUGAAGUGGAGGUAGACUUGGGUCCGGAUGAACCCAACUCACAGGAUCACCAGGAAGGAUUAGGUGGGAGAGGGAGGGGGAGAGGAAGGGGGAGAGGAAGAGGAGGCAGUCUGGAUAAUGUACAACAAAACCAACAGCAGAAUGUAGUGAAGAUGGAGCUACUAGUGCAGGAAGUGAAAGAGGAAGAUGGGAUGAGUGCCCCAGAUCACCCCCCAUACAGAGCAGAGAACCCCCCAGCCACACAGGAAGCUGCCCCAGACAGAGCAGAGAACCCCCGAGACUCACAGGACCACCCCCCAGACGGAGCAGAGAACCCCCGAGACACACAGGACCCGACCCCAGACGGGGAAGAGAACCCUCAAAACACACAGGACCCGACCCCAGACAGAGGGCAGAAGGCAGGACAGGAAGAGCCUGUAACAGAGGGCAUAGAGGAAUCCACCGAACCUAAAGGUUCUGAGAGCCAAUGUCAGGCAGCCGGGUCUUCUUCAGAGAUCCAGUCUACAGCAGACCCAGAACCCGGUCCCUCCCAGGCCCCCUCAGCCCAUAAUACUGAGGAGGAUCAGUCGUCCUACAGUCAGAGGAGGAAGGCAGCCAAAAAGCUCAAACCUCCUCCCAGCCUGCUGUGUGUGGACUGUGGCUACAGCUAUGGCAUGGUGUCUGAGCUGGUGGCCCAUCGCAAGACCCAGCACGGCUUGAAGGAGGCCCUGCAUCGGUGCACUGUGUGUGGGGAGAGCUUUCUCAACACUACCCUCUUCCUCUACCACCGCAAGCAGCACAAGGAGAAGGGCAAGGAGGAAGUCCCACAAAUCCAGACCCAAGAAAUGCAGGCGCAGGACUCCGAUGAUCAAGCUGACAAAACUGUGCAGGAGGAGGUUGUGGAAGAGAUGUUAGAGGAGUCUAUAGCGGAGAUAGGUGGGGUUGCUGAUUGCCUGGACAUUGGAACUGAGGAGCAGGCCCAGGAUGGAACCCCAUCUGCCUACACAUCUGCUCUGGUCCAGAUGACCAAGGCAGCCCAGGGCAAGAAGUUCCUGUGUGCCCAGUGUGGAGCCAGCUUCAGCAACGAACCGGAGCUUAGUGCCCACCGCAAGGACAAGCACGGCCUGGAUGAGCCCCUCCACCACUGCUCUCAGUGUGGCCAGAGCUUCAUGAACACCACCCAGUACCUUUACCACCGACGCCAGCACCGUGGGGAACUGGGGGGGCCAGGAGCAGUUGUAACACCCCCGGCAAGCCCCAGGGCUCCCAAGAGGACGCUGACCCCCACCGUCUCCUCCAGUGCUGUGUCAGCCGUACCAGCUAAAAGACCUGCUAUUAGAAUACUCAGCAUGAAUGAUCUCAAAGAGAACAAAGAAAAGGGUAAAGAUGUGAAUCUAAUGGUCCCUAAGAAAGAGCAAAUGGAGAGCGCUAUAACAGAGGGACAACCUGACACCAACCUCCCCCCUCCAGCCAAGCUGAUGCAGGACUGGUCCCGCACCCCUCUUCCCCACGUCUGCCCUCAUUGUGGCCAGACCUUCACACGCAGGGUGUUCCUCCGCGCUCACGUCUUCAGCCACACCGGAGAGAAACUCUUCACCUGCAAGGUGUGUCAGAAGUCAUUUGCUUCCUCUCCUAACCUGCUGCGCCACAGCCUGACCCACAUGGGCACCAAGCCUUUCCCCUGCUCUGUGUGUGGCAAGCGUUUCUCCCAGCAUGCCACCCUGAAAAGACAUGCUCUCAUCCACAGCCAGCCCAAAACCCGCUGCCGCAGGGCCCGAUGGCAGACACGGACAGCAGAGGGUGAGGAUGGAGAAGUCCAGCUGUUUUCCUGUCCCAACUGUACUGCCCGCUUCCAGACGGACCAACAGCUCCAGGAGCACAGACUCCUCCACACCAGCCAUCCGUUCCCCUGCUCUGUCUGUGGAGAGGCAUUCAAACGCAGGAAGGAGCUGGAUCUGCACUCCCUCGCACACCAAGACAAGGAGCCGGUGUCGUGCCCCCACUGUUCCUCACAGUUCCUGAACCAGUCCGUGUUGGACAUCCACCUGCAACGCUGUCCCAGGCCGGAGGAUGACAAGGCGUUGGGACGCGGCCGGGGACAGGGACGGGGCCGCUCUAUGGGACAGGUCGAGUGUGACAUGUGUGGUCAUUGCUGUAUGACCCAGGACGGUCUGGACCUCCACCGGCUCUCCCACACGGGUCAGACCCCCCUGCGCUGUCCCAUGUCCCCUUGCAGGCGCCGCUUUGCCUCCAGCUCAGCCCUGAGCGAACACAUCCUGGCCCACUGCCAGGGUACCCUGGGGAAGGGACGCGGCUCCAAGCGCUUCCACUGCCAGAUCUGUGGAAAGGACUUUGCCUACACCUCCACCUUCAAUGUCCACAUGAGGAUCCACACGGAUGAGAGGCCCUUUGAGUGUUCUACGUGUGGGAAGCGUUUCCGCCAGCUGCCCCACCUCCAGGACCACGAGCGCAUCCACAGCGGCCUGAGGCCGUUCUGCUGCUGGGUGUGUGGGAAGAGCUUCAGCGUGGCCGCCCGCCUCACAGAGCACGCCCGCAUCCACAGUGGAGAGAAGCCCUACCCCUGCCAUCGAUGCCCGUCUGCCUUCCGGUCCCGCUCCAACCUUGACAAGCACAUCCGUCUGCACAGCCAAGACGACAAGACCGGGGGUGCCACGGAUGCUGAGGCGGAAGGGGCGAGGGUGCUGUCGUCUCUGGUGGCGGGGGGCGAAGGAGAGUCAGCAGUGCAGGCCAUACUGCUGGUCCAGGCUGAUGGAGCCACCGAGGGGGUUAUGGUACCGGCGGUGCCAGUCUCUGAGCAGGCCUCUGGGGCUAUGUUUUCUGGGCAGGCUGGGACCUCCCAGCUGGUGUUCCUUGGUGGUCAGGCCAUCUCGGUCCCAUCCCUCUCAGCCAUCAUGGAGGGACACGAGAUCCCCUCUGUCACUGUGGUAGAUGGACAGGAGGUGUCACACACAAUCGAGUUCAUCCUGGAGGAGACCAUCUCAUAGAGGAGGGGACUAGAUAAAAGGGAGGGAGAAGGAGGGGGAAAGACAGGGGGGAUAAGGGCGUGGAAGAGGGAGGGGGUAGAGAAGCCUAGUAGACUGAAAGUAGGUAGCUUUUCAGACUAGUAACGAGUUCAAUCAAAACCCAUUGUAUAGUUUUUUUUAUUUUUUCCUCAGUCCCGGGUAUAUGUUCAGGAACCAAUGUUUGAUGGUCAGAACAUUGGUUCAUGAACUUGAUCUGUUUUGCUGCAUAUUCUUUGAUUUUAAGGCUAAAGAUUUGAGAGGUGCUACUGUGUUUGGAAUCAAAUAAUUGAUUGUGAAUGUUAAAAUAUUAUAUCGAAGCCAGUGAGGAAAACUAUAAUUGCAUGGCAGAAAGUGUUUACAGUGAAAAGCUGAUUGUAAAUGUGUUCCCAAAGUGUAUGUACAUACACCAUGUUUUAGAGUGCGUUCUAACAGAGGUGGUAUAACCCAGGAAACAUGUUAAAAGCAAUAAAUUCUGCUUUGUUUUAAAAUAAAAUGCUUUACCGGUUCCCUUCUCCUUCUCUCAGUGAAUAAGGAAGCGAAAACAGGGCCAUGUCAUCUCCCACAAUAAAUAGGAUGGCCUCCAUAGACCCUACAGUAAAUCUACAAUUCUCUUUGGCAUCAACAGUAAGGAUUCUGUCUGACACACAGGCAGUCAGUUAGUCAUUGAGGUGUCCUGUAAACAUGCAAGCAAAUGUGCGCAUGCACACGCACACAUGCUACUUGACCUUAAUAAUAGUGUGGGGAAGAUGUGACUGGGGACAAGAUCAUACCCAAGCAGAGCUCAGGCAGUAAUCAUUAUGAAAUAACCCUACAAGGCAUGUAAUUACGCUGGAUAUUAAUU